Eublepharis macularius is the source of this 3222-nucleotide messenger RNA. It is a transcript of the gene FUCA1, whose product is annotated as alpha-L-fucosidase 1. The transcript is spliced from 8 exons. Lineage: Eukaryota; Metazoa; Chordata; Lepidosauria; Squamata; Eublepharidae. Gene Ontology annotation, molecular function: alpha-L-fucosidase activity. The coding region runs from base 23 to 1399 and encodes 458 amino acids. The record is from RefSeq and is a predicted model, not a curated record. Gene Ontology annotation, biological process: glycoside catabolic process; fucose metabolic process. Gene Ontology annotation, cellular component: lysosome.
GCGAGGCUGCUGAGUGGAAGCAAUGGAGCCGUGGGCUCUGGCGCUGCUUCUCCUCAGCGCGGCUCGCCCGGCGGCCUGCCAGGCCUCCCCGGCCUCGCCUCCCCGCUACUCGCCCGACUGGGCCAGCCUGGACGCCCGGCCGCUGCCCGGCUGGUUCGACGCGGCCAAGGUGGGCGUCUUCCUGCACUGGGGCGUCUUCGCCGUGCCGGCCUGGGGCUCGGAGUGGUUCUGGUGGCACUGGCGGGGCGAGCGCCGGCCCGACUACGAGCUCUUCGUCCGCGCGCGCUUCCCGCCGGGCAUCACCUACGCCGACUUCGCCCCCCGCUUCACCGCCCACGACUUCCAGCCCCACGCGUGGGCGCGACUCUUCCAGGAAGCCGGAGCCAGGUAUGUGGUGCUGACUGCAAAGCAUCAUGAAGGCUUCACAAACUGGGGCUCCCCUGUGUCCUGGAACUGGAACUCCGUGGAUACAGGGCCUCAUCGAGACUUGGUGGGAGAACUGGGGGAAGCCUUGAGGCACAGGAAUAUACACUAUGGACUGUACCAUUCCUUGUUUGAGUGGUUUCAUCCCCUCUAUUUAGUAGACAAAAAAAACGGUUUCAAGAGCCAACAUUUUGUCUUGGAGAAAACACUGCCAGAACUUUAUGAUCUCGUUAAAAGAUACAAGCCGGAUAUCAUUUGGUCCGAUGGUGAAUGGGAGGCUCCGGACACAUACUGGAAUUCUACCUCUUUCCUUGCCUGGCUUUACAAUGAAAGUCCAGUGAAGGAUACUGUGGUGGUGAACGAUCGGUGGGGCAUCAACUGCUCCUGUCACCAUGGAGGAUAUUAUAACUGUCAAGAUAAAUACAAGCCUGGUACUCUGCCAACCCACAAGUGGGAGAUGUGCAGCUCUAUUGACAGAAAGUCAUGGGGAUAUCGGAGUAACAUGAAAAUUGAUGAACUCAUGAGUACAUCCAGCAUAAUUGAGGAACUUGUGAACACUGUGAGCUAUGGAGGCAAUUACCUUCUCAACAUUGGCCCCACCAAAGAAGGAGGGAUUGCUCCAGUCUUCCAAGAGAGGCUGUUGGCCCUUGGAAAGUGGCUGAAUAUUAAUGGGGAGGCUAUUUAUGAAUCCAAGCCUUGGAGAGUGCAAAAGGAGAACGGCACCAACAAGACAUGGUACACUUCAAAAGAAGCUGCAGUUUACGCUAUCUUUUUUACCUGGCCACAAGACAGUGUGUUGCACCUUCCAUCGCCAGUCUUAACAGCAAGCUCACAAGUGACCAUGUUAGGAUUCUCUGAGACUUUGAAGUGGCAGGCAGCUCCGGGCGGAGGACUGCAGGUCACGCUGCCAUGCAUGGUGCCUUCCCUUCUCCCGCUGCAGUAUGCCUGGACUCUCAAGCUAGUUGGUGUGAAAUAAAGGAAAUCAUCUUUCUUUUCUCUCUUAAAUGUUAAAGCUGCUGUGAUUAGUGGCAUGAACAGAUUCAGAGUAGAGUGAUCGAAUUUUGGGAUCUGCAGUUAAAUGAAAUGAAACUCUUGCCAAAUUAGUAAUACCCAAAUAUUGCUUUUUAAUAGCAACGCACUAGAGAAUAGGAUUAUGUUGCAUAUCUCCAGGGCCUGAAAUGUUCUGGCAUAGAUAUGCUUAACUGGACGUGUGUGGAAUGAGAACCAUUCACAGUACCUUCUCAGGGAAAUAUCACUCAAAUUACUGUGAAGGAUGAAAUAGAAUUUUGAACAGCAGCUGUGCAGGAUUGUGGAGGAGCAGUUCACCGCCGCAGUUUUUUCAGCAGCCAACUGGGGGCCAAAUCUGCUUAGACAUUUCAGCUAGUUAAAAUUACAGUUUUCUUCUUUCCAGUUUAGAAGAAGCUUGCGUUAAAGCUUCAAGGCAGAAGCCUUGAGGUCAGAUUUUCAGACAUGCCAGGUUUGAUGAUGGAAUGACACACAAUCACUGGUAGAGAGCCAUUACUCCAUCUUAUUUGCGUAACCUCAGGGGAAACAAACUUUAUUCUUGGAAAGCAACAAAGCCAUGAUGUGAACAUUGUGUUGCCAAGUUUCUGGAAGUAUGUUAAAGUUGACUUUUUGGCCAAGGCGAAUUAGCAGCCAAACAGAGACUCUCUUGGAAUGAGAACCAAGGAGGUUUACUUUAACUAAUAAAUGGAAAGUUACAUACGAUAGAAUAAUUUUGUUCAGGCUCUGCUUAGGAUCAGUUCUCUGUUGUUUAUCUCGUGUGUACUUUUGUGCACCCUAACUUGGAAAGGAAGGAAGGCUCUCCGUGGAAGUUCUGUGAGGCUCAUGUUGCAGCAUUGCGGUCCUGGGCUCUUUAAGAGAGGCAUUUUCACCUCCAUUCUGAGUACCUUCAGAAGCAUGACUGUGCCAAAACGUCCAAAUCUUGUCUUUGAGCUCCUCUUCUCUAAUCUGCUGUUACGUAGCUAGUGCCUGUCCUUAUGACAUAGCUUCAUAAAAACACAUGCAAGACGAGGAAGAUUUAGGUUUUCUUGACCUCAUGCCAUGGGACAAUGACCUUGUGCUCUCAAAGCCUAAACUAAUCAAGUAAACAGGUAUAUGUAGCUGCUUUGCUUAAGGAUAUAUGGCAUCUGAAUGUAAAAAUGCUAGUGAGAGGUCCAAAAUAAUGCAGUGCAUGCCCCAUAUUUGUUCUUAAACUUGGGUCAGCCCAAAGAUUCCUCUUUGCCUAGCAUUUGGCUCCAUUUUACUGGUGCAAAUAGAGGUGUUUGCUUCACAUGCUGAUGUUGAAAGGAGGACAGAGCAGUCCUUUGCUUAUUGGGUGCCAUAGUCUUGCCUUCCUAGUCAGGGACGAGGGGGCCAGAGCCAUGCAGCUAACCUGGUUCAGUCCGGAGAUGACUGAGGGGUUGUGUUUUUAGUUGCUCUGCAGCUACAACAGCUGGAUUUCUCUGAACUAGAAGAGUUUAGUGCAGAGUCAGAAGGAAGGCCCAAGGGGUGCAGAAUUUAGACUGGUCUGUCCCUUAGUUUCGAUGGGUUGCCUCAUUGCAAAGGAAUGCUUGGCUCUGCAAGUAGGAAUGUAAUUUGGAUACUGAGAUGUGGAGGGAGGGGGUGUACACAUGCCCGCAGUAUAUUUAUAUUUUACAGCUAGGUUGAACUGUUCUGUUAGAGGAUGGCCCUUUGAUUGUGCCAUUGAUUGUGCCUUUCACAGUGUAUUAAUCAUGGGGCUUUCUCUGUUUUUCAUGUUACUUCAAAUGUAAUUUUUUUUAAAAUAAAAAAUAAAAA